This is a messenger RNA of Hibiscus syriacus, 6540 nucleotides long. RefSeq names its product nuclear-pore anchor-like. Gene Ontology annotation, molecular function: structural constituent of nuclear pore. Gene Ontology annotation, biological process: mRNA export from nucleus; protein import into nucleus. NCBI's taxonomy places the organism in Eukaryota, Viridiplantae, Streptophyta, Magnoliopsida, Malvales, Malvaceae. Gene Ontology annotation, cellular component: nuclear pore. The record is from RefSeq and is a predicted model, not a curated record.
AAAAAAACCCAUUUCUUCUUUUGCAUAAGCAUCUGAGAACUAAAUUUCUCUAGUCACCCAUUCCGUCACCUCAACAAUCUUGGCCGGACAUGCCCCUUUUCAUUUCCGCCGAGGAACUGUCGCUGAUCUCCGGCGAUGGCGCCGCGGUGGCGGAGAGGGCCGACGCCUUCAUAAGGGAACUAAACAGAGAGCUGGAGACGGCGAAGGCCAAGGCCGAUGCCGCCGUCAUCACUGCCGAGCAAAACUGCUCUCUUCUCGAGCAGAAGUUCAUCUCCAUCUCCGGUGAGUUGUCGGACCUCCAGUCUCAGAACGCACAACUUCAAUCAUCUCGGGAUGACAAACUCGCCGAGUUAGCGCAGGUUCAGGCCGAUAAGCAUCAGCUCCACCUCCAAACCAUUGGAAAAGAUGGAGAGAUUGAGAGGUUAACAACGGAGGUGUCGGAGCUACAUAAGUCGAAGAGGCAGUUGCUGGAGAUGAUUGAACAGAAAGAUUCGGAGGUUGCUGACAAGAACGCUACUAUUAAGGCCUAUCUCGAUAAGAUUGUUAACUUGACUGACAAUGCUUCACAAAAGGAGUCUCGAUUAAGUGAAACUGAGGCUGUGUUGGUUCGAGUACAGGCUACUUGCACACGUCUUUCUCAGGAGAAGGAGCUUAUUGAGAGGCACAAUACGUGGCUUAACGAGGAGUUAACUGCCAAAGUUGACAAUCUUAUUGAGAUUCGUAGAACACAUGCUGAACUUGAAGCUGAUAUGUCUGCUAAGCUUGCUGAUGUUGAAAAACAAUACAAUGAAUGCUCCAGCUCCCUAAAUUGGCACAAGGAAAGAACGAGGGAACUGGAAACUAAGCUGACAUCUCUACAGGAGGAAUUGUGCUCAUCAAAAGAGGCUGCUACAUCCAAUGAGGAAAGAUUCUCUGCUGAACUAUCAACUGCAAAUAAGCUUGUUGACUUGUAUAAAGAAAGUUCAGAGGAAUGGUCCAAAAAGGCUGGGGAACUUGAGGGAGCCAUAAAAGCUUUAGAAAUGCACCUUGGCCAAGUUCAAGAUGAUUACAAGGAUAGACUUGAGAAGGAAGCAUCUGCAAAGAAACAGGUUGAAAAGGAAAUGGUCGAUUUGAAAGAGGAACUUGAGAAGUGCAAAGCUGAAAUUGAAGCCGGUAGGAAAGAGAAUGAGUUGAAUCUGCUUCCACUUAGCACCUUUACAACAAAAACAUGGAUUAAUUCAAAUGAGGCUAAUGACAUGGUUGAGGAUAAUCAUGCCCUUGUCCCAAAGAUCCCAGCUGGGGUUUCUGGAACGGCAUUAGCUGCUUCUCUUCUCCGUGAUGGCUGGAGUCUGGCCAAAAUGUACGCAAAAUAUCAAGAGGCAGUUGACGCUCUUCGACAUGAGCAAUUGGGAAGAAGGGUUGAAUCAAUAUUGCAAAGGGUGCUACAUGAAAUAGAAGAGAAAGCAGUAGUCAUUAUGGAUGAAAGAGCGGAACAUGAAAGAAUGCUUGAGGCAUAUAAUUUAAUCAACCAGAAAUUGCAGAAUUUUAUGUCAGAACGCUCAAAUCUAGAGAAAACAAUACAGGAAUUAAAGGCUGAUUUGAGGAGGCGUGAAAGAGACAAUUACCUGGCUCAAAAGGAGAUUGCUGAUCUUCAAAAGCAGGUGACAGUUCUUCUUAAGGAAUGUCGUGACGUACAACUACGCUGUGCACCUGUUGGGCAUGAUUUUCCUAGUGAUGAUGCAACUGCUGCUCCUGCUGAUAUGAGGCUGCAGCCCAAUGCUGACAUAGUUAUAUCAGAAUUGACAUUCAAGGAUAUAAAUGGGUUAGUUGAGCAGAAUGUCCAACUUAGGAGCCUUGUCCGUGAUCUUUCUGACCAGAUAGAAAGUAAAGAGACGGAGUUCAAGGAAAAACUGGAAUUGGAGCUCAAAAAACAAGCUGAUGAAGCUGCAUCUAAAGUUGCAGCAGUGUUACGGAGAGCUGAAGAGCAGGGGUGCAUGAUUGAAUCACUGCAUACCUCUGUUGCAAUGUACAAGAAGUUAUAUGAGGAGGAACAUAAGCUUCAUCAGUCUUAUUCCCCUGCAGCAGAAGCAGCUCCAGAUACUGGGAGGAGGGAUCUCUUGCUUCUUCUCGAAGGUUCUCAGGAAGCUAGUAAGAAAGCUCAAGAUAAAGCUACUGAACGUUUAAGAUGCCUUGAAGAGGAUCUAGCUAAGGCCAGGGGUGAUAUUAUAGGUUUACGGUCAGAGCGUGACAAGUUGGCUCUUGAAGCAAAUUUUACAAAAGAAAAACUUGAAAGUGUCAUGAAAGAAGCUGCACAUGAGAGGGAUAAAAUCAAUGGUGUUCUGGCAAGAAAUGUGGAGUUCUCACAAUUGAUUAUUGACUACCAAAAGAAGCUACGUGAAAGUUCUGAAUCUUUUAAUGCGGCUGAGGAGAAUUCUCGGAAAUUGGCAAUGGAGGUAUCUAUAUUGAAACAACAAAAAGAGAUGUUAGCAAAUGCUGAAAGGAGAGCAUGUGAUGAAGUUCGCAGCUUGUCAGAGAGAGUUUAUCGCCUGCAGGCUAGUUUGGAUACUAUACAGAGUGCAGAGGAAGUUCGUGAGGAAACGAGAGCUUUGGAGAGAAGAAAGCAAGAGGAGUAUGUUAAACAAAUAGAGAAAGAAUGGGCUGAAGCUAAGAAACAGGUACAAGAAGAGAGGGAUAAUGUUCGUACUCUCAUAUCUGACCGCGAACAAACUCUGAAAAAUGCCAUGAAACAAGUUGAAGAUAUGGGAAAAGAAUUGGCUAAUGCUUUGCAUGCUUGUGCCUCUGCUGAGGCGAGGGCUUCCGUUUCUGAGGCCAAACUUGCUGAUCUGGAGAAAAAGCUUAAAUCUUCUGAGAGUUUGGGUAUAGAUGGUGGUACACCAUCCACUAUUUCAGCAAAUGUGGUGGCAGACUUGCCAAUGACAAAUGAAGAGAUGGAGAAACUAAAGGAGGAGGCAAAAGCUAACAGGGAUCACAUGCUGCAGUAUAAGAACAUAGCACAAGCCAAUGAAGAUGCAUUGAAGCAAAUUGAACUGGCACACGAAAAUUUUAAGAUUGAGGCUGAAAAGUUGAAGAAAUCUUUAGAAGCAGAGCUUGUUUCACUUAAACAGAGGGUUUUUGAACUUGAGAAUGAAUCCUCUUUGAAAUCAGAGGAAGUAGCUGCUGCAACUGCAGGAAAGGAAGAAGCUCUUUCUUCUGCAUUAGCAGAAAUUACAAGUUUAAAGGAGGAAAAUGCAGUUAAAAGUUCUCAAAUUAUGGUACUGGAGACUCAAAUUUCUUCUAUCAAAGAAAACCUGGAUAACGAGCAUGAAAAGUGGCGUGCAGCUCAAGCCAAUUAUGAAAGACAGGUUAUUCUACAAUCAGAGACCAUUCAGGAGUUGACUAAAACUUCGCAAGAAUUGGCUUUACUGAAAGAGGAAGCAUCUGAGUUGCGUAAAGUGGCUGAUGCCCAUAGAAUUGAAAAUACUGAACUUAAGGCUAAGUGGGAGAUGGAGAAAACAAUUCUUGAGGAAUCCAGGAAAGAAGCUGAGAAGAAAUAUGAUGAACUUAAUGAACAGAACAAGAUAUUGCACAGUCGUAUUGAAGCUAUGCAUAUUCAGUUGGCUGAGAAAGAUCGUGGUUCUAUUACGGAUUCACAUGGUGAUUCUGGUAUGCAGAAUGUAAUUAAUUACCUCCGACGGACGAAAGAAAUCGCAGAAACAGAGAUAUCUCUAUUGAAGCAGGAGAAGCUACGGUUGCAAUCACAACUUGAGAAUGCUCUUAAGGCAGAAGCAAAUGCCAAAGCCACACUUAAUGCUGAGCGUUCCAAUUCAAGAGCAGCUUUGAUGACCGAGGAUGGGAUCAAGUCUCUACAAGACCAGAUUAGGGAAAUGAAUUUGCUCCGGGAAAGCAACAUGCAGCUUAGAGAGGAGAACAAGCACAAUUUUGAGGAAUGCCAAAAAUUACGUGAGGUAGCUCAUAAAAGUAAGAUUGAAUCAGAAGCCCUAGAGAGUCGGCUGAUGGAGAAGCAAUUUGAGCUUGAAACUUCUAAAAGGGAAAUUGAAAAGCAUGAGGCAGAGAGAGAAAUCUUGGAAAAGAGGGUCUCUGAGUUACUUGAGAGAUGUAGAAAUAUUGAUGUGGAAGAGUAUGAUCGUCUGAAAAAUGAUGUUCAGAAGAAGGAGGAAAAGUUGAAAGAAAAGGAUGCUCAGAUAGAAGAGAUGACAAACCUUCUGUCUAAGAAGCAGGAUUUAAUAUCAAAAUUGGAACAAGAUCUUGCAAACAGCAAGUCGGAGCUCAAUGAGAAGGAUAAAAAGUUGAAUGAUAUUUUGCAGUUUGAGGCUAAUCUGAAGUCAGAUAUGGAGAAGCAGAAGAAGCUUGUCCUUCAAUUUAAGAGGAGAGCUGAGAAUUUUGCAAAAGAAAAGGAUCAAAUGAGCAAAGAAAAUCAAGCUCUUUCGAAACUGGUGGAGGAAUUGAAACAAGGUAGGAGGCCUAGUAACGAUACUACUGGUGAUCAAGUCAUGAAGGAAAAAGAGGAGAAAGACACUAGAAUACAGAUUCUGGAGAAAACUGUUGAGAGACAGAGAGAAGAGUUGAAGAAAGAAAAGGAUGAACAUCAGAAUGAGAAAACAAAACGUAUCAAGUGUGAACGGACUAUUAUGGAGGCGGUCAGGAAAAGUGAAAAGGGAAAAGCAACCGUUUUAAGUGAGCUUGAGAAGUACCAACUGGCUUUGAAGCGUAUCUCAGAAGAACUAGAAAAGCUCAAACAAGCAGAGGGCAAUCUUCCUCAGGGUACCUCAGUGGUUCAGCUUCUUUCUGGCACCAUCUCUGAUGAUCAUGCUUCCCUGUAUCUGUCUGCUGCUGAGGAUUUUGAGAGAGUAGCACGUUCAAUUCUAACUGAGCUUGGAACUGGCGCCAGUUCUGGAGACGUUCUUUCAGUAGACACUUCUGCUACCGCCUUAAUAGGCACAGCAGUUCCGGAUCAGGGCCCUGUUAAUACAUCCUCAACAGUACCUGUAACAAGUCAGCAUCAACCAGCUAAAGCAUCUGAAGAGAGGAGAUCUAUUGUACCUAAAACCAAUACUGAAACUCGUAAAACGGGGAGGAAGCUUGUCCGGCCACGUUUUGUCAAAGCUGAAGAGCGGCAAGGUGAUGUGGAGAUGUCAGAAGCCACAUCACAUGAUGUUGAUGCUCAAGGGACUCAACAAUCAGCUCGCAAGCGUCAGGCUUCUGCCACAACUGAGUUGAGUGAGGAUGUACCAGUUCCUGGGGAGACUAGUGCGGAUGUGGUUACACCUGCUCUUAAAAAAUCAAAGGGUCCAGAUUCAGGACAAGAGGCUGCUGAAGUUCAAGCUGCUACACUCACGGAAAAUCUCAGUGCUCCACAAGUAACUGAAGAAGUUGAUGAGACUGUCGGUGAUAUAACUCUAGGUUCAAAUGAGGAAGUUGUUGAUGUGGAGAAGGAAGAGGCUGACACAAUGGAGGAAAACUUAGAAGAGUCAAAAGAACCCCAGGUAGAUGGGACGAGUGAGGUUGGACUGCAGGAAAAUAAAAACUUGUCAGACGAGGUCCUUGAUAAGCCAAUUGGAAACGAGAUGGUAACUGAUGAAGAACCAAAGAAUCUAGCUGUGCAAGAAAGCCAACAGCCCCCUCUAGAAACUGAGAGUGAGAAGGAAGAAGGCGAACUGGACCCUGAGAUAGCAGCAGAUACUGAAGGAGGUACCGAUGUGCAUAAUGUAGCGGGAUCCUCUGAUGUUGGUGGGACAGAGCUAGGUUCAUCUCCUCUGACUUCACCUUCAAGGGUUGAAGAUGAAGCUCUAGUUACUGCAGCAGAAGGCGAUAACUCUCCUGACACUGUAACUGAUGAUAAGAAUGAUGAAGGUGACAUCGGUGAAGAGACCAUUGGUGAAGGAUUUGAAAAGACCAAUGAUGGUAACGAGCAGAGUGCGGUAGACACAGAUCCAAUGCCUGAGGCUGCCCCUGCUGCUGCUGUUGUUACCUCUGGCACUAAUGAGAGUGGUGCAACAAGCGGUCCACAAGAGGGUGAGGUCUCAAAAAACACGGGUAAUUCAAGCGGUACAGCUGCAGCCGAAGCAGAGGAUGUGAAACAGACGUCUCCCAUAAGCGGGAGCGGAAGUGGAAGUAGUGCAACCUCAACAUUGGUAAAUCUUCAAGAGAGGGCCAGGGAAAGAGCCAUGCUAAGACAGGCAGGAGUAGUCGGUUCUUCUACCACUUCAAGUAGAGGUCGUGGAAGGGUUACGAUUCGUGGUCGAGGUACCAGGGGACGAAGUGUGCGCGGUGGACGGGCAGGUGGAGCAGGGACACAAAAUCCUGAUCAACAGUGAACUAUUUUUACUAUGCCGGAGCCUGGAGAGGUCAGAAAGAGGAUGAGAUUAGAGGAUGCACUCUGCUUUUUUUUCUUCUUUUUGAAUCUUUUAAAGACAUUUUUAACGUCAUAGCAUGCUUUAUGUUAUGUUUCGAUGGGUAUGAUAUUGAAAUGGAUUAACACCUAACGCUCAUCUCUGUUAUUCUGGUAAAAGCUUUCCGAACACUGAAAAAUUGUUUCCAACA